Molecule: messenger RNA, 3897 nt
Organism: Wyeomyia smithii (pitcher-plant mosquito)
Lineage: Eukaryota; Metazoa; Arthropoda; Insecta; Diptera; Culicidae
Exons: 4
Coding region: 1-3897 (1298 amino acids)
Biological process (GO): DNA integration; proteolysis
Molecular function (GO): aspartic-type endopeptidase activity; nucleic acid binding; zinc ion binding
Source: RefSeq, a predicted model, not a curated record
AUGCCAGGGGGAAAAUAUGUACGGGCGAUCGUUGAUCCCGAUGAAAACUGCAGUGUCAGAGGGGAUUUCUCAGAAGAGGAAUAUAUUGAUUCGGAAGAAGAGACGCAAGAACCUCAGCCUGGCCCCUCGAAACUGUCAUCAAAGUACGAUGAAAAUUUUGGUAGUCGGAGUACUCAGCAAACAGUAGCAGAGCACUCCCACCGAAAUCUGCUUGAUAGGCUGGAGCGCAUGGAACAGACAGUUUAUCGAAUGUCUGAUCAACGACACGAGCAUCAGUCAGGGGUAACUGCAGCACAGCAGUGGCUCGGCGAAAGAGGCAUACAAGGUCAACAGUCGAACGAUUCGGAAGCUCAUUUACCAAGUACGAAGACAGACAAUACCGGAGGAGUACGCUGGGACAUUCGCCCGUUUCCCCAAGGAAUACCUACAAGCAAGUUGUGGGUAGAAUGGUACCGAUUCAAAUCAAAUCUUGAAAUCGCUGUGGAUCUGAACAACGUCAGUGACGGUAACCGAGCAAAACUACUAUAUUUGAUGAUGGGUGACCAGCUGCAGGGCCUAGUCACUGCGGCCAAACUGUGUCCAAGUUUCAAAGAUCCCCGUUGCUAUUCGGCUCUCAUGCAAAAUGUUGGCACAUAUCUGCGAUCGUUGGUUGAUACUACAGCCGAGCAUGAAGAGUUUACCCGCCUCAAGCAGGAAUCUAACGAAUCGAUUCUUCAGGGAAUGAGUAACCGAGAUGUUGCUAACACAGCUAGAACCUACAACCAUGAUACUCAACUGAUUGUUCAGGCUGCCACACGUGCCGAGGCUUUUGGCAUUUACGCGGGUCCUCCCACGGUUGAAGAUGAAAGAAUGGAAGUCAGGACUGCUUCAAGUCAACAGCGCUCAACCCCGAAGAGAUCUUCAAGCGAAUGGAACACACAGCAACGAGGACGCGGCUAUGAUCGAUACAAGCGCUCAAACCGUGGUGGUACGCAGGUUGGACGUCGCAAUCGCUGUUUCAGAUGCAAUCGGCUGAAGCAUGACGGAAGAGAGUGUCCAGCUAUAUACAAGAACUGCAACACCUGUAACCAACGCGGCCACUUCUCCGUCACCUGUCGCAAGAAGAAUUUGAAUAAUCUCGAUUUCCCAGAGUGUGCUGACGAGCACGUUAACGCCGUAAAGUCAAUCAACUCACUAUCGUUAACUGAUGUAUUAUUCGAUUGUCGCGUGGGUUUAUCGGAACCAAUAUCAUUCCUCAUAGAUUCGGGAGCGGAUGCAAAUGUAAUUGGUGGUAAUGACUGGAAGUGUCUGGAACCGCAGUGGGAUGAUCGCUCUGUAAACUUAGAAUUUGUUGAUUUUUUUGAGCACCCUGAUUUGAGAGCGUAUGCAGCCGAUCAACCAAUGGUUGUUUCAAAGGUUUUCUGGGCAAAUGUGGAAGUCAGUGGGCUCUGCAAACCAGUAGUGCGUGCUAAAUUUUUGGUGGUUUCAAAAGGUCGCAGAUCACUGCUGGGUCGAGAAACCGCCAGUGAUCUCAAGCUGCUGCAAGUUGGAGAAGCCGUAAACAGUUCUGAGCUUGAUGACACAGUCAGAACGUUUCCCAAGAUCCCCGGAAUAAAGAUUAAAUUUAGCAUCGAUAGGUCCGUCCCACCGGUGCGAAACGCCUACUUCAAUGUUCCCGCUGCAUUCAGAGAAGCAGCAAGGCUAAGACUCGAUGACAUGGAGGCCCAGGGAAUUAUCGAAAAAGUCACGACAGCUCCCGAAUGGAUCAGCGGAAUGUCGGCUGUUCCGAAAGGGCGGGAUGACUUCCGUUUGGUCGUCAAUAUGCGAGCCCCGAAUAAAGCCAUUAAAAGGGAAUAUUUCCGAAUGCCAAUGUUAAACGAAAUGAAAAGUAAACUACACGGAGCCAAGUACUUUUCUAAACUGGACCUCUCGAGCGCCUACUACCACCUGGAGCUGAGUCAGGAAUCCAGAGAACUAACCACAUUCCUGUCUGAAACCGGGAUGUAUCGCUUCACAAGGUUGAUGUUCGGAGUCAACUGUGCUCCGGAGAUUUUCCAAAGAGAGAUGUCCCGGAUUUUGGAAGGAAUCGAAAACGUCAUUGUGUAUAUUGAUGACAUCUUGAUGUUUGCUGACACUUUGGAAACCCUCAGGAAGACCGUGGCUCGAGUACUCAAGGUGCUAAGAGAAAACAACCUUACGUUGAAUACAGCCAAGUGCCAAUUCGACCAAGAACGAAUCAAAUUCUUGGGUCACGAGUUGAACAAGGAUGGCUUCCACGUGGACGAAGUCAAGGUGGCUCACAUUCGAAACUUUCGAGAGCCCUCUACUACAUCAGAACUACAUAAUUUCCUGGGGCUGGCAUCCUUCGUCAGCCCAUACAUAAAAAACUUCGCGGACCUAACCAACCCAUUAUGGCAAGUGGCGACAGCUCACACAUGGCAAUGGGGCCCAGAUCAAGCUAAGGCAUUCGAGAAGACCAAAGGCAAAAUAGCAAGUUGUACUGUUGCACUGGGUUAUUUUUCGGAGGAUGAUACAACCGUUCUCUACACUGACGCUUCCCCCAAUGCGCUGGGAGCUGUGCUAACCCAAGAAGGCAGAGAUGGGACACGACGAGUGAUAAGUUUCGCCUCAAAAGCACUAACUAUCUCGGAAAAAAAGUAUGCUCAGAACCAAAGAGUAGCGCUUGGUUCCGUAUGGGCUGUUGAGCAUUUUAGCUUCUUCCUUCUUGGAAGACAUUUUGUACUACGGACAGACGCUCGCGGCGUGAGCUUCAUUUUAAACAGAUACAGAGAAAACUCCAAACGAGCGUUAACCAGGGCAAAUGGAUGGGCGUUAAGAUUAAGCCCGUACAACUACAAGGUUGAAUUUAUCCGUGGUAGAGAGAAUAUCGCAGACCCUUCAUUUCGUCUCUGCCACGUCAUGCCAGAUGAGCCAUUCGAUGAAAAUUCUAGCCCGUGGGAGCUUGCGGCUCUUGAAGCAAACAGUGUGGAUUUUGUAACAGAGGGUGAAAUCCAGUCAGGAGAAUGGCCAGGUCAUCUGAACUGGUUUCGUUCAGUGAAAGACGAACUGUAUCUGAAGAAUGGGAUUGUUCUGAAGGGAGGUCGAGUGGUAAUCCCCGAAUCGCUGCGAGAGAAAACGCUGAGAGUAGCUCACGAAGGUCAUCCAUUGACAGCUAAACUGAAGGCCAUACUACGGGAGCGCGUAUGGUGGCCCGGAAUGCCAGGAGAUGCCGAAAAGUGGGUCAAAUCCUGCCAACAUUGCGCAGUCAACGGUAGACCAGAGAAACCUUCUCCGAUGAAGCGUACCGUAGUCCCAAGGACUGCCUGGGAGACCAUUGCUCUGGAUUUUAAUGGCCCUUACGUCAAGUUCGGAGGAAUAUAUAUCCUCGUUAUCGUCGAUUACCGUUCACGAUACCUUAUCGCCCGGCCCGUCAAGUCGACUAGCUUCGAGGUGACGAAACGAGUGCUAGAAGAAAUCUUUGAUAAAGAAGGUUUUCCGGAGAGCAUGAAAAGUGAUAACGGGCCCCCAUUUAACGGGGAAGACUAUAAACAAUAUUGUCACGAGCGGGGGAUUAAAACCAUUUUUUCAACACCUUUCUUCCCGCAACAAAACGGUUUGGUUGAAAAUUACAUGAAAGUAAUCAACAAAUCCAUGGCCAUAGCGGUCUCCACUGGCUCAGAUUAUAAUGAAGAACUACAAGCUGCUAUUCGAGCGCACAAUUCCGCAUCUCACACCGUAACAAAAGUUCCUCCCGAGGAAAUCAUGCGAGGUAGAAGAAUCAAACGUGGAUUGCCUCUCUUUGAUCGUGGUCAAACAAAUCACGACGACGACGCUCUCAACAAGAGGGAUCGUGAAAUGAAACUGAAAGCCAAGGAGCGGGAGGACAUUCGAAGUGGUGCCCGGAAAUGCCAACUGUAA